Messenger RNA from Notolabrus celidotus (New Zealand spotty), 1963 nucleotides. It is a transcript of the gene tectb, whose product is annotated as tectorin beta. Gene Ontology annotation, cellular component: cell surface. Bases 748 to 1767 code for a protein of 339 amino acids. The record is from RefSeq and is a predicted model, not a curated record. NCBI's taxonomy places the organism in Eukaryota, Metazoa, Chordata, Actinopteri, Labriformes, Labridae. The transcript is spliced from 11 exons.
CAGUCAUGAAGGUUUCAUCAAUCUUCUCAUGAAAAGUUACCAAAUUGGGAACUACCCCAAAUUUCUUACCUGCUUUGAGUAAAGAAAAUAAGUCUUGCCAAACUCUGUGGCCAUACCAGCUCACUUCAUCUUGACCCUGGUCAAGGAUAGACCGUAAUUUAAAGUUUGAAAAGAGAAUGACGGAUUGAGACUAUAUUUUGAAAAGCUUUAACAGUGUGAAAGAGGCUUCCAGUGGUUCAAAUGCAACUUUUCCAAACUCUUUUUGUAAAGUUAUUCAUUAUUUGACCGAAUACUCAAAACUGUGAUAACACCCGUCUUACCUUCCUCUGCUGUUUUGUUGAAGAUACUUGUACAUCACACACGCCCUCCAGCAAGUCAUAAAUGUUUAAGUUCCACCGUAUAACUUAGUCAGAUUCCCUGGAUGUCCAUUUCUCCAGAAUGUGACUAAAGCACCUUCAGUGUUAAUCCCUGGAGACCCCGGUCAUUUAAAAGUCAAUGUCCGAGCAGCACAGAGAGUUUUUGUGAGCCGCUCCACAAUAGAGCUCUUAAACUAAAUCUGCCAUGGGGGAGCGGGUUGGGACACGGUGAAUGGGGGGAAGUCCGUCACUUACACCUGUGACGGUAUAAAACACCUCCUCAAGCUGUCAAGACCGAUCGCUGUAGAGUCACGGUGCAGGUGUUGAAGAGCCAGGAUGAUAAUCUGACAUCAGAUCACUGGACAGUGUUUGUUCCCUGCAGCAUCGCAGCAUGGCCUCUGUUGGUGUAUUGUUAAUGUUUCUGCCUGUUGCAUGGACAUGCUUGCCCCAAAAAGCAGACUACGUUAUGGUGUCCUGUUUCCCCAAUGCCAUCAUCGCAAACAUCCCAGAGUGUCCGUACGGCUGGGAGAUUAACCAGCUGUCUCUGGGUGGAAUCUGUUACUCGGGGAUGCACAGCCCAGGAUACUACCGCUUCAUCAUCUCAGACCUGACACCCAAAAACCACUCAUACUGCGGCACCCAGUCUGAGUUCAUCCCCGGUAAAGACCCCAAAUACAUUUUCUACAACUCCAUCGUGUCCAACGAUACCUCCCUCACGAUCAGAAACCAGCCCGUGAACUACACCUUCAGCUGCGUGUACCGAGCAGCCUACCUGGUAAAUAACGCCGUCUUCAGCCAAAGAGUGGCGACAGUUUUUGUCAACAACGGGAGUUUAGGCACUUUUAGAUCACAGUUGUCUAUGAGUGUGUUUACGAAUUCAAAGUACCUCUACGCGAAGGAUUCUCCCUAUGUGAUCGACACAUCUGAGAUCGGCUCUGAGGUCUUCAUGGGCAUUGAAGCAAAAGGACUGAGUAACAGAUUCAAAGUUGUUAUAAACAACUGCUGGGCCACUCCCACUCCUUACUCAACAGACAAGAAGAGGUGGAGUCUCAUCAUUAACAGCUGCCCCUCUGACAACACUGUGAUUAUUUAUGAAAAUGCCAAAGACAGUCGCUCCAUGUUCAAGUUCAACUCUUUCCGCUUCCAACGGCUGGAGAAGGUUUCCACCGUCUGGCUUCACUGUGAGGUAACAGUUUGUGACGGAGAGAGACUCAACUGUCUGCCUAGUCCGUGUUCUGCCAGGAGUGUGUCAACAGAGGCAGAACCAAGCGGGGGGAUCCUUACUGCUCAGUUUCACCUUAAAGGUUAUACGUCCUCUAACAAUGGACAGAUGAAAGGCACAUCCCUCUUCAUCCUGCUGGUGCUGCUGAUAAACACAUGCUGUGAUUUCAUAUUUGGAUCAAGAAUGUAGCAAAAACAACAAAACUACAGAGUGGACAUCAACCCAGAGCGUUAAAAUCAUCUCUCUCCAUGCACAGAAAUAAAUUCUUGUCCUUUAUUCUUUCAAAUGAGAUGUCAUUAACACAUUUAUCAACGCUUUGAUUCAUGCUUUUAUUGUGACAAACUGAAUUCAGUUCUUCUUUCCAAUAAAUAUUAUUUCCAAAAUA